AUGAUUAGGAAUAGAAAACCAAUAACUAAUAAUAAUAGUAAUAAUAGUAAUAAUAAUAAUAAUAAUGGAAAAAUUAAAAGAAGAGAAAGAAUUUUAAAUAGACAAAAAGAACAAAUUGAACAAUUUUAUACAGAUUUUAUAAUAUUUGUAGUAAUGUUUAUACAUGUUGUAGUAUGUCCAUUUACAAAAGUUGAGGAAAGUUUUAAUUUACAAGGAAUGCAUGAUAUAAUUAAUAUUGGGAAUAAGGGGAGUGAUGAACGGGGUGUAUCGUUUGAAUAUGAUCAUUUAGAAUUCCCAGGAGUUAUACCAAGGACUUUCAUUGGAUCAUUGUUUAUAUCAUCUCUAUCUUAUCUACCAUUGAAUAUAUUCUUUGGAUCGUCAGCAACUGAGUUUAUAUCAAAGUUAUUUGAUAAUCAGUUCAGUGGUACUACAAAAAUGGUGCAAUUAUAUUUCGUUAGAUUAAUGUUGGGUACGAUAUCAUGUAUUUCGAUAAUGAUCUUCAAAAGAUCAAUUUCAAAGAGAUUUGGAAACCAAGUUGCAUUUUGGUUCACUCUUAUAACAGUAUCACAAUUUCAUCUAAUGUUUUAUAUCUCAAGACCGUUACCAAACAUAUUCGCCUUAAUACUUGUGAUAAUAGGUUACUCAUUUUGGUUGAAUGAUGAUGGCAAUGGGAAUGGCAAUGGGUCAAUUGAUUGGAUGAUAAUGGUUUUAACUAUUGCAAUAUUUAUAUUUAGAAGUGAGAUAUUAAUUUUAGCAGGUCCAAUAGUAUUAAGUUGUUUAUUUUUACAAAAGAAUUUAAAAUUUCAUAGAUUCUUAAUCAUUGGAAUAUUUACAGCAUUGAUUUCAAUAAUUUUCACUGUUUUCAUUGACAGUUAUUUUUGGCGUAGAAUUUUGUAUCCAGAAUUAGAGGUAUUCCAAUUCAACACUAUUGAAAACAAGUCUUCAGAAUGGGGUACUUUACCAUUUCAUUGGUAUUUCUCAACUGCUUUACCAAAAACUUUGGCUUUUACUUUACUAUUUUUCUUUAUUGGCUUAAUUUCAAAAUAUAACAAUAACAACAACAACAACAACAACAACAACAACAACAACAACAACAACAACAACAACAACAACAACAACAACAACAACAACAACAACAACAACAACAAUAAUAAUAAUAAUAAUAAUAAUAAUAAUAAUAAUAAUAAUAAUAAUAAUAAUAAUAAUAAUAAUAAUAAUAAUAAUAAUAAUAAUAAUAAUAAUAAUAAUAAUAAUAAUAAUAAUAAUAAUAAAUCAACUCCAAUUACAUUUUUAUUACCAAUUUUAUUAUUCAUUGGAAUUUAUUCAAUUUUACCGCAUAAAGAAAUUAGAUUUAUUUUUUAUAGUAUUCCAAUAAUAAAUUUAAUAUCAGCAAUUGGUGCAACAAAGUUAUGGAAUUAUGGAAAAUCAAGAAAGAAUCAAUUAUUUAAAUUGUUAAUUUCUUUAUUUACAAUUGGAAUUUUAAUUGGAAAUUCAAUGAUAUCUUUAUUUUCUUUAUACGCUUCAAGUUUAAAUUACCCUGGUGGUCAUUCAAUGAUUUCUUUACAUAAACAUUUAAAUUUAACUGAUGAAAUGGGUUUAUUAUUAUUAUUACCACCACAUACUAAUGCUGAUGUUGAUGGUGAUGAUGAAAAUCAAGGUAUUAUUGAUUGUAAAGUUCAUAUUGAUAAUAUGGCUGCAAUAAGUGGUGUUUCAAGAUUUGGUGAGUUAAAUGAUUUUUGUGUAUAUUCUAAAAAGGAGAGAGAUGUAAAUUUCAACGAUUUCAAUUAUUUAAUUGCUCCAAACACUUCAACAACUCAAUUAGGUUUCAAAGAAGUUGAUUCUAUAUCAGCUUUUGACCAUAUUAAAUUAAAGAAAACUUUUCCAUUUUUUGAAAUUGUUGAAUCACCAACAUUAUAUAUUAUGGAAAAAAUUAAUAAAUAA
Molecule: messenger RNA, 1941 nt
Organism: Dictyostelium discoideum AX4
Lineage: Eukaryota; Evosea; Eumycetozoa; Dictyosteliales; Dictyosteliaceae
Gene: alg12
Exons: 1
Coding region: 1-1941 (646 amino acids)
Cellular component (GO): endoplasmic reticulum membrane
Molecular function (GO): glycosyltransferase activity; dol-P-Man:Man(7)GlcNAc(2)-PP-Dol alpha-1,6-mannosyltransferase activity
Source: RefSeq, a predicted model, not a curated record